Mustela lutreola (European mink) is the source of this 2545-nucleotide messenger RNA. It is a transcript of the gene SLC3A1, whose product is annotated as solute carrier family 3 member 1. Gene Ontology annotation, biological process: carbohydrate metabolic process; amino acid transport. The transcript is spliced from 10 exons. Lineage: Eukaryota; Metazoa; Chordata; Mammalia; Carnivora; Mustelidae. The record is from RefSeq and is a predicted model, not a curated record. Bases 105 to 2150 code for a protein of 681 amino acids.
UUAUAAACCACAAAAGCUCAUUAACACCACCAAGCAUUUCAGUCAGCCGCCUCUCCAGCUUUGUUAUUGCAGGAAGGUACACUGAAGGGAUCAGGCCGUUGGACAUGGCUGAGGAUAAAGGCAAGAGAGACUCCAUCGGGAUGAGUCUGCGGGGAUGCCGGACAAACAACGGGUUUGUGCAGAAUGAAGACAUCCUGGAGAAGGAGCUGGACCUGGGCAGCCCGCCAGACAGCGCAGUGGCCAUUCUUGGCCCCGCUGAGCCUGCCCUGCAAGGCAUCAGGCCGUACGCGGGCAUGCCCAAGGAGGUGCUGUUCCAGUUCUCCGGCCAGGCCCGCUACCGGGUGCCCCGGGAGGUGCUCUUCUGGCUCACCGUGGCUUCUGUGCUCGUCCUCACUGUGGCCACCAUAGCCAUCAUCGCCGUGUCGCCCAAGUGCCUGGACUGGUGGCAGGCAGGGCCCAUAUACCAGAUCUACCCGAGGUCUUUCAAGGACAGUGACCAGGAUGGGAACGGAGACCUGAGAGGUAUCCAAGAGAAACUGGACUACAUUGCAAGUUUAAAUAUAAAAACUAUUUGGAUUACUUCAUUCUAUAAAUCAUCCCUUAAAGAUUUCCGACACGGUGUUGAAGAUUUCCAAGAAAUUGAUCCUAUUUUUGGAACGAUGAAGGAUUUUGAGGAUCUGGUUGCAGCCAUACAUGACAAAGGUUUAAAAUUAAUAAUCGAUUUCAUACCAAACCAUACCAGUGAUAAACAUGCUUGGUUUCAACUGAGUCGGAAUCGGACAGGGAAAUACACUGACUAUUACAUCUGGCAUGACUGUAGGCAUGACGGUGGCACAACCACACCACCCAACAACUGGUUAAGUGUAUACGGAAACUCCAGUUGGCACUUUGACGAAGUACGAAACCAGUGUUAUUUCCACCAGUUUUUGAAAGAGCAACCUGAUUUAAAUUUCCACAAUCUUGACGUUCAAGAAGAAAUAAAAGAAAUUAUACAGUUCUGGCUCAAAAAAGGUGUUGAUGGCUUUAGUUUCGAUGCUGUUAAAUUUCUUCUAGAAGCAGAGCAUCUGAGAGAUGAAGCCCAAGUGAAUAAGGCUCAAAUACCGGACACGGUGACACAUUACUGGGAGCUGUACCACGACUUCACAACCACGCAAGUGGGAAUGCAUGACAUUGUCCGGAGCUUCCGGCAAACAAUGGACCAGUACAGCAGGGAGCCUGGGAGAUACAGGUUCAUGGGGAUUGAAGCCUAUGGAGAGAGCAUUGACAGGACCAUGAUGUACUAUGGGCUGCCUUUUAUUCAAGAAGCAGAUUUUCCCUUCAACAAUUAUCUCAGUAAGCUAAACACUCCUUCUGGGAACAGUGUGUUUGAGGUUAUCACAUCCUGGAUGGAAAACAUGCCAGAAGGAAAAUGGCCUAAUUGGAUGAUUGGUGGACCGGACAACGCCCGGCUGACUUCUCGUUUUGGGGAAGAAUAUGUCAACAUCAUGAACAUGCUUAUUUUCACACUCCCUGGAACUCCCAUAACUUACUAUGGGGAAGAAAUAGGAAUGAGAAAUAUUUUAGUCACAAAUCUCAACGAAAGCUAUGAUGUUAAUGCCCUCCUCUCAAAGUCACCAAUGCAGUGGGACAAUAGCUCAAAUGCUGGUUUUUCUGAAGCCAGUCACACCUGGUUACCCAUCAAUUCAGAUUACCAUACUGUGAAUGUUGAUGUCCAAAAGACUAAAUCCAGAUCAGCACUGAAGUUAUAUCAAGACUUAAGUCGGCUUCAUGCCAAUGAGCUGCUCCUCAGCAGGGGCUGGUUUUGCUAUUUGAGGAAUGACAGCCACUCUGUUGUGUACACAAGAGAGCUGGAUGGCAUCGACAGAGUCUUUCUCGUGGUUCUGAAUUUUGGAGAAUCAACAACAGUCAAUCUAAAGGAAAUGAUUUCUAAUAUUCCCACGAGAGUGAGGAUAAGGUUAAGUACCAAUUCGACCUACGAGGGCAGUGAAGUUGAUACGUAUGGCAUUUUACUGGACAAAGGAGAAGGCCUCAUCCUUGAAUACAACACGAAAAAUCUCCUUCAUCAUCAAACAGCUUUCAGAGACAGAUGUUUUGUUUCCAACCGGGCAUGCUACUCCAGUGUAUUAAACAUACUGCACAACUUGUGUUAGGCACCUUUAUGAAAGAGAUGAAGACACUGGCAUAUCCUGUUCUAUUACAAGCAUGUGCAGUACCUUCAUGCAUAGCACACUGCUGGGUGAAUACAACUUGAAUGUAAUGGCUUUAGAAAAGGUUCCCAAAUGUUUUUUAAAAAUAAUAAAAUCAUCGCUUGUAGAACUUGUAACUUUACUGAGAUAGCAUCAAUAUAAGAGAUGAUCAGAACACCUUAGAGUCGACUCCAGAAUAUUAGAUAGAUCUGGUGAAUUCUAAUGUGAAAAAGGUUAUCGUUUUUCACAAAAUACAGGCAUAGAAAUUGGAGGAUGACUUACUGCGGAAGUGUCUAAAUACGUUUACUAGCAAAGAGGCAGGACCUUGAUUUGUAAACUUUUCAAAGAAAAUGUUAGAA